This is a messenger RNA of Helianthus annuus (common sunflower), 2504 nucleotides long. RefSeq lists its product as uncharacterized. The coding region runs from base 3 to 2324 and encodes 773 amino acids. The record is from RefSeq and is a predicted model, not a curated record. The transcript is spliced from 5 exons. Gene Ontology annotation, molecular function: protein binding. NCBI's taxonomy places the organism in Eukaryota, Viridiplantae, Streptophyta, Magnoliopsida, Asterales, Asteraceae.
AGAUGGCCCAAAGAGAAGUGCAGUUAGCUUCAAUCGUUGAGGAUAAACUCUUGAGCCACCCCCAGCCACAGUCCCAGCCGCAGCUGCCGCCGCCACAGCAGCAGGAAAUCAAUAACAGACGAUUAAAACCGAACCUACCUCGCCGAUAUCUUAUUGCAGGACCUAGAGAAAACUACCUCAAAGUUGGUGUCCCUCUUUAUGAAGCAGCGAUAAAAUGUAACUGGAACGCUGCCAAAGCCAUUCUUGAAAAGAAAAAGGAGUUGGUGAGGUUUAGUAUCACCGAAAAUGGGGAAACUGCACUUCACGUAGCGGCAUCUUCAAAAGGUGAUCCUAAAAAUGUGGAAGAGUUCGUGAGAAACCUGGUCGAUUUGAUGGAAAAAGAAGACUUGGCUCUUGAAAAUGAAAGCUUCAACACGGCCCUCUAUCUGGCAGCUGCUGCUGGAAACAUUAAAACUGUUAAGAUUAUGGUGGAAAAGAACAACAUCUUGCAGACAAUCCCAGGUUCUGGACAAAUGCUGCCACUAUAUGUGGCUGCCUUGUUUGGACAUUAUGAUGUUGUUAAGUAUCUUUAUGAAGUAUCAAACGAGUUGCGUGAUGAUUGUUGGAAUCCUGAGAACCGUGGUUGGCUUCUCGAAAAAUGUGUCGAGAAUGACAUGUUUGAUAUUGCACUAGAGAUAGUGAAAAAGUAUCCAGAUCUUGUUAGGGGGGCCAUACUGGGAAUUUUGGCUCGUAAGCCUAAAGCAUUCGAUGAAACAAACUCUAAUAUCAUAACGAGAACCAUCAAGACAGUUUUUACAUUCAUUGGUUCAAAAGUGGGUGCUCAAGAGAAGGAAAAUCAAGCAUUGUUACUAUUAAGAAUCAUUUGGGAAGACGUUGCAAAAAAGCCCAAGAAAGAAAUCGAUACUAUACUCAGAGGGCCAGUGGAUUCAAUUAAGCAAGACAAGUUAGCUUCCGGAAGGAUGGUUUUAGCUAUUCAACUACAAAAACUCAUUUCGGAACUUCUUGGCAAAAUGGAAGUUGAAACCCAGAAAAUAAUCAGAGGGCAACACGAUUCGACAACACAAGACACCAACCCAACUUCUGCGAAAGUAGAUCAUGCUCUGCAACUAAAGAACCUCAUUUCUGACUAUGUUGUCAACAUGCAUAUCGAAUCCCAAAAAAUUGUCAAGCAAGACAACACAGUAGUUGUUGGUAAGGGAGAUCAAGCUCUGGUACUAACAAAGCUAAUUUCUAAGCAUAUUGUGAACGUGCAUGAUGAAACCCAAGACAUAAUUAAGCGGGGAUAUGGUAAGGAAGAUCAAGCUCAACAUCUACAAAAGCUUAUUUCUAAAAGUGUUGCCACAAUGCGUGCUGAAACAAACUUAAGGGCACACUCUACUCGGGUAUUGUUUAUUGCUGCCGAAAUGGGCAAUACAACAUUCUUAGUUGAGCUCAUACGUAAAUAUCCCGAUCUGAUAUGGAAGGUAAAUGACAACAACCUAAGUAUAUUCCACAUUGCUGUCAAACAUCGCCACGAAGGUAUCUAUAAUUUAUUGUACGAGAUAGGUGCAAUGAAAGACUUGAUAACUCCUCUCAAAGAUGAACAUGAGAACAAUAUGUUACAUUUAGUUGGGACACGUGCCAAGCAAAAACAACUCGAGGAUGUGUCGGGAGUUGCUUUACAGAUGCAACGAGAACUGUUAUGGUUUCAGGAAGUAGAGAAAAUGAUUCCUCCUUCUUAUAGAGAACGGAAGAAUAGAGAUGGUUUAACACCACAUGAGUUAUUUACAAUGGAGCAUAAAGAAUUGGUUAUACAAGGGGAGAAAUGGAUGAAAGACACGGCUAGUCAAUGUAUGGUUGUUGCAGCGCUUAUUGCGACCAUAGUGUUUGCUGCAGCUUUUACAGUUCCCGGUGGGUAUGACCAAAACAAUGGUAUCCCCAUAUUCCAUUCGAAAGCAACCUUUAUGGUUUUUGUUGUCGCUGAUGCCAUUUCCCUAGUCGCGUCUUCUGCCUCAAUUCUUAUAUUUUUAUCCAUCCUCACGUCUCGUUAUGCUGAAAGUGAUUUCUUGGAAUCAUUACCAGAAAAGUUGAUUUUAGGUAUACUAACUCUUUUCCUAUCUAUUACAACCAUGACCGUCGCUUUUGGUGUCAGCUUUUUUGUACUUUACCAUAAAGGUUUAUUAUGGAUGCCAAUACUAAUCUGCGUGUUUGGGGUGUUGCCGGUCCUCUUAUAUAUAUCUCUGCAAUAUGGUUUAUUUUUCGAUGUAAUUCGAUCAACGUAUCGUUCUAGGUACCUCUUCAAGCCCAAGAAACAUGUUCUUUACUAUGAAAACCCCAAGGUAUAACCAUAGUGGUUGCCUGGUUGUAAUGUGUUUGUUUAAAUAUGUCCAUUGUAAAGUGGUUGUAAAUUCCAUAUAGAUUAAGUAUCAGUUGUAAUGUGUUUGUUUGAAUAUUUGCUUUGUAAAGUUGUAAAUUUCAUAUGGAUCGUGUAUUUUUUUCAAAUAUAAAUAUGUUCUGUUUGCAUA